ACACUUUCUCGUUUUGUAUUCCUUUCCACUUCCCCCCCAGAUUUUCUCUCCUUCCAAACACUUCCCUGCGUACAUUUCCACCUUCAUUCUCAAUCGAUUCUUUUUCUUUCAUCCCCACCUUUUUGUUUGCUUGAUCACUUUCACUACUGAAAACUUUAUUCUGUCCGUAUUACUGCCAUUGGAAUUCCGAAAGGGGUGUAAAAGAGUGAAGAUUGGGGUUAGCGAAAUUUUCUUGAUGGUAGAAACCCGAUUUUUUGGAGAUUGGGUGGACUUUGAGAUCUUGAAGUUAGGGCUCAGCUGUGGAGAGGAGCUAAAAGUGAAGGGUUAUUUGGAUGGAAGGGUUUGGUUUCGAAAAUGGAUGAGUUUAUUUUGAACAUUUCUUAAGGGAGUUCGUUUUUUCUUUACUUGUUUGGAUCCUUGACUCUUUUGAGUGGGUUUAGGUGGUCAAUUUGAUUUGGUUUAGUAAAGUGUAGUUUCUUUUAUGUCAAGAACGGACAGGAUGUCUUCCGAUCUUAGCAGAACCGGCCCCGUCGAAAGAGACAUCGAGCAGGCCAUUACUGCUCUGAAGAAAGGGGCAUACCUGCUGAAAUACGGAAGAAGAGGAAAACCAAAAUUUUGUCCCUUCCGCCUUUCAAAUGAUGAGUCUGUUUUAAUAUGGUUCUCGGGGAAAGAGGAGAAACAUCUUAAACUAAGUCAUGUGUCCAGAAUCAUAUCUGGGCAGCGCACUCCUAUCUUUCAAAGAUAUCCUUGGCCCGAGAAAGAGUAUCAAUCUUUUUCACUUAUAUAUAAUGAGAGAUCUCUGGAUUUGAUCUGCAAGGAUAAAGAUGAAGCUGAAGUCUGGUUUAGUGGUAUAAAAACAUUAAUCUCUCGUUGCCACCAAAGAAAAUGGAGGACAGAAUCAAGAAGUAAUGGCAUUCCUUCUGAAGCAAGUAGUCCAAGAACAUACACACGAAGAAGUUCACCUUUGAAUUCUCCAUUUGGCAGUAACAAUAGCUUGCAGAAGGAUGGUAGGGAUCACCUUGGCACCCAUAGUCCGUAUGAAAGUCCUCCGAAGAAUGGUCUGGAUAAGGCAUUUUCAGAUGUCUUAUAUGCAGUUCCUCCAAAAGGCUUCUUUCACCCAGAUUCUGCUAGUGGUUCAAUUCAUUCUUUGUCUUCCACUGGAUCAGAUAGUGUACACGGUCACAUGAAGACUAUGACAAUGGAUGCUUUUAGGGUUAGUCUUUCAAGUGCUGUUAGUUCAUCAAGUCAAGGGUCUGGUCAUGAUGAUGGUGAUGCCUUAGGUGAUGUUUUCAUUUGGGGUGAAGGCACUGGGGAUGGUGUUUUGGGUGGUGGACUUCAUAAAAUUGACAAUUCUGCUAUUAAAAUGGAUUCAUUAUUGCCCAAGGCUUUAGAAUCUGCAGUUGUUCUUGAUGUCCAGAAUAUUGCCUGUGGUGGUCGACAUGCUGCCUUGGUAACCAAGCAGGGGGAAGUUUUCUCCUGGGGAGAGGAAUCUGGGGGUCGGCUUGGGCAUGGUGUAGAAUCUGAUGUUUUGCAUCCUAAGCUCAUUGAUGCCCUUAGUAAUACUAACGUUGAGCUUGUAGCAUGUGGUGAGCACCAUACUUGUGCUGUAACACUUUCUGGUGAUUUGUACACAUGGGGUGAUGGUACAUGUAAUUUUGGUCUUCUUGGUCAUGGAAAUGAAGUAAGUCAUUGGGUGCCAAAACGACUGAAUGGACCCUUGGAGGGCAUACAUGUCUCAUCAAUCUCUUGUGGCCCCUGGCAUACAGCUGUAGUGACCUCUCCUGGUCAGGUGUUUACCUUUGGUGAUGGAACAUUUGGUGUUUUGGGUCAUGGAGAUCGGAAUAGCGUGUCAAUUCCAAGGGAAGUGGAAUCCCUAAAGGGGCUCCGCACUGUGCGAGCAGCUUGUGGAGUGUGGCAUACUGCUGCCAUUGUUGAAGUCAUGGUUGGAAAUUCGAGUUCUAGCAACUGUUCCUCAGGGAAGUUGUUUACAUGGGGAGAUGGUGAUAAAGGUCUUGGGCAUGGUGAUAAGGAAUCAAAACUUGUUCCUACUUGUGUUGCUGCUCUUUUUGAACCAAAUUUUUGUCAAGUUACUUGUGGACACGGUAUGACAGUUGCCCUUGCAAGAUCAGGGGAUGUCUACACUAUGGGAAGCUCUGUUUACGGGCAGCUGGGAAAUCCUCAGGCUGAUGGAAAGUUUCCUACCCGUGUUGAAGGAAAGCUUUCUAAGAGUUUCGUUGAGGAGAUUUCUUGUGGUGCUUAUCAUGUUGCAGCUCUGACUUCCAGAACUGAAGUCUACACAUGGGGGAAGGGAGCAAAUGGUCGAUUAGGUCACGGGGAUGUUGAUGAUAGAAACACCCCUACUUUGUUAGAAGCACUGAAAGACAAGCAAGUUAAAAGUAUCGUUUGUGGAACUAACUUCACUGCAGCAAUCUGUCUCCAUAAAUGGGUUUCGGGCGUUGAUCAGUCCAUGUGUUCUGGUUGUCUCCUCCCCUUUAAUUUCAAACGAAAACGUCACAAUUGUUAUAACUGUGGACUUGCCUUUUGUCACACAUGUAGCAGUAAGAAAUGUCUUAAGGCUUCCAUGGCUCCAAAUCCCAACAAACCUCAUCGCGUAUGCGACAAUUGUUUUAAUAAUUUGAGGAAAGCUUCUGAAACUGAGGCAUUAUCACAAUCUUCUGUAAGUAGUAGGGGAAGCUUAAAUCAUGGGACUAUUGUAUUUGUUGAUAAAGAUGAUAAGUCAGAUUCCAAAAAUCGUGCACAACUUGCUUGGUUUUCGUCAAUGGAAUCCUUGAAGCAAGGAGAAAGUCGAUCAAAGAGGAACAAGAAGCUAGAAUUUAAUAGUAGUCGAGUCUCACCAGUUCCAAAUGGAGGAUCCCAGUGGGGAGCCCUUAAUAUUGCCAAAUCUUUUAAUCCAGUAUUUGGAUCAUCCAAGAAAUUUUUUUCAGCUUCUGUUCCUGGAUCAAGAAUUGUUUCUCGUGCAACAUCACCAAUAUCAAGGCGUCCUAGUCCUCCUCGGUCAACUACACCAACUCCAACUCUUGGGGGCCUCACUUCUCCUAAAUUAUUUGUUGAUGAUGCUAAGAGGACCAAUGAUAACCUUAGUCAAGAGAUUUUCAGAUUAAGAGCACAGGUGGAGAAUCUUACACGUAAAGCACAGCUUCAAGAUGUUGAGCUGGAGAAAACAACGAAACAGCUCAAGGAGGCAAUAACAAUUGCAGAGGAGGAAACUGCAAAGUGCAAAGCAGCAAAAGAAGUUAUCAAGUCACUUACUGCCCAAUUAAAGGAUAUGGCUGAAAGACUGCCUGUGGGAGCUGCACGGAGUAUCAAAUCACCUUCAUUUACUUCGUUUGGCUCUAACCCUGCUUCCAGUGAUGCCUCUAGUGUUUCAGUUGACAGAUUGAAUUGUCAAAUAGCGUGCCAAGAACAAGAUUCAAAUGUAUCAAACAACCAGUUGCUUUCUAAUGGAUCCAACACUACCAGUAACCGUAAUUCUGGCCACAAUAAACAAGACCAUAUUGAACCAGCAACAAAAAGUGGAGGUAGAACAAAAGAAGGUGAAUCUCAAAAUGAGAAUGAAUGGGUUGAGCAAGAUGAACCUGGUGUGUAUAUAACACUUACUUCUCUACCAGGAGGUGCCAAGGAUCUCAAGCGAGUUCGCUUUAGUAAGAAGCGGUUUAGCGAGAAUCAAGCAGAACAAUGGUGGGCAGAGAACAGAGCAAGAGUAUACGAGCAAUACAAUGUCCGCAUGUUAGACAAGUCUAGCGUUGGCAUUGGGAGUGAGGACUUGGCUCAUUAACACAGUGAGAUAACCAUAUGUACAUGUAAUAUUCUAUUGCAAGAUUUCAAUCCCAAUUAUUCGGAUGAUCUCAGUUGAUCAAAUCAUACUCGGCUUUCCAUUGUUCAUCAAGAGUUGAGGGAAGCAGAAAUGGCAAAAGUAAAGAUGAGAGUUUGGCUUGAGUUUUCUUUUAUUUUUCCCCUCCUUUGAUAUAUAAGUAUAUACACCCCUUUUGUGUUGUGUGGGAGGGAUCGAGGGUGACAAAUGUAAAUUCUUAGUAGUUUGAUGGCUCUGGUUGAAACCAGUAAUGUAAAUUCAUAUGCAAAUGAAUUCUGCGGGAGCAAGAAAUUAUACCCUUUUUCUUUUGAUUUAUAUAAUAAUUUCAGUUGAGGUUUGUUAAAA
Hibiscus syriacus is the source of this 4177-nucleotide messenger RNA. RefSeq names its product PH, RCC1 and FYVE domains-containing protein 1-like. The transcript has 9 exons. Lineage: Eukaryota; Viridiplantae; Streptophyta; Magnoliopsida; Malvales; Malvaceae. Gene Ontology annotation, molecular function: metal ion binding. The coding region runs from base 482 to 3796 and encodes 1104 amino acids. The record is from RefSeq and is a predicted model, not a curated record.